Molecule: messenger RNA, 1050 nt
Organism: Sphaeramia orbicularis (orbiculate cardinalfish)
Lineage: Eukaryota; Metazoa; Chordata; Actinopteri; Kurtiformes; Apogonidae
Gene: pex7
Product: peroxisomal biogenesis factor 7
Exons: 5
Biological process (GO): protein import into peroxisome matrix
Cellular component (GO): cytosol; peroxisomal matrix
Molecular function (GO): protein binding
Source: RefSeq, a predicted model, not a curated record
AUGUUCCGUCACCUCUUCGGUUCCACUUCUCUCCAUCCUGGUGAGUUUUAAGGUGGUUUUUAAGGCGGUCUGUCUCUGUUCCUUCUCAGGUGAUGGGACGCUCAGAGUCUGGGAUGUGAAGAGCGCCGUUUGCCGAUUGGCUAUCCCAGCGCACAAGGCUGAGAUCCUGAGCUGUGAUUGGUGCAAAUAUGACCAGAACGUUGUUGCCACAGGCUCAGUCGACUGCACUGUUCGUAUCUGGGACCUGAGGAACGUCCGCCAACCUGUCAAUCAACUGCUGGGCCACACCUACGCCAUCCGCAGACUCAAGUUCUCUCCGUUCUUUAAGGCGGUUCUGGCGUCCUGUUCGUACGACUUCACCGUCAGGUUCUGGGACAUUGGGUCGGACCGUCCUCUGUUGGACACAGUGGAACAUCACUCUGAGUUCGUCUGUGGGCUGGACUUUAACCUGCACGUCCCAAACCAGGUGGUCGACUGUUCCUGGGACGAAACCCUGAAGGUCUACUCACCGUCCUGUCUGUCCGCCGCCGCCGCCAACUGAGCCGACGCACCAUGGACGGAGAACACGAGUAUGUCCUGGACCGAACCGAACCGAACCGAACCGAACUGAACCGAACCGAACUGAACAGUCAGUGUCUGUCAGUUCCACCUGGGGACAGUUUAGAUGAAACCAGCUGGUGCAGGUCUGAGGAAGGGAGAAGGAAGACCUGGUCCAGACCUUCAGAUCUGGUCCUGUCCUUUGGCCCUGGUCCAGAUUUUCAGAUCUGGUCCAGACCUCCUCCUCAGGUCCAGCAGGUUCUAGUGUCCAGGUGGACCUUCUGAACACGUCUGGGUUUCUGUGAUAAUAAUGUAAACGUUAACAGUUAAUAAUUAUAUGGAUUAUUGAUUAUCAGGUCUAAACCCGAACCGGUCCAACAUACGGUCUGUGGACCAGAACCAGCCUCUAAAGAGUCCAGUCUGGUCCAUGAAACAGACAGAGGACCCAGACCCAGAUGAUCUGAAGUGGAUCAGAACCAGUAAAAUAAGAACAGAAUCAACUAGAAAUAACAA